AUGGCGACUACGGCAUUCAAGCCGUAUGGUAAACCUCCUCCUUUUGAUUUAGAUGAAUACAAAGACUCUUUUGAAUUAUGGCACAAGAAAUGGACAAUUUUUCUCAGUUUGUCGACGAUUGAUUCGGCACUCAACGCAGGUGAUCGGGGCUUAUACAAGGCUCAUACUCUGCUAUCGUGUUUAUCAACCGACACACUUCAAGCUGUACUUUCCAUGGGCCUCACCGACGCUCAGCUUGACGACCAUACGGUUGUCAUCGACCAUCUCCGUGCUCGUUGCAAUGCCGGCCGCAACCGCCACGUGUGGCGCCAACAGUUUGCCGCCAAAAAGCAAGGCAUUCAACAAGCAGCAGACGAUUGGUUGUGUGAGUUGCGGGAUUUAGCCCGUAAAUGUGAAUUUGCUACAGAUUGUUGUGCUAGCUGUGAACCGACCCGCAUAUUAGGCCAACUAAUUUUCGGCGUAGAAAGUGACGAAGUUCGUGUUAAACUACUUGAACACGGAGCAACUUUAUCACUUGAUCAGGCGCUGACAAUUAUUCGAACUGCAAAAGCCUCCAACAAGCAGUUGAAGAAUUUAAAGACAGGUGAUGCUGCGGCAAUUCAAGGCGCGACUUCUUCUUACAAGCGUUUCAAACAAAAAUCCAGCAAUCCGCCAGUAGGUGGCAGCAGUUCAGCAGGCGCAAAAUUCACGGGUUGCUGGAAUUGCGGAUCAAAGACACGUUGUAAGCCUUUGACGGCCUGUCCGGCCCAAGGGAAAGAGUGUAAAAAGUGCGGCCUACUGAACCAUUACUUUAGAGUUUGCCGGAACCCAAAAACAGUUAAAAAACAACAGGGCAUUUACAUUGACCCCUCCCCUCCGACAGUGGGGGCUGUGAACGCGAGUGAUUUAGUGGAACUGGCCGUCAAUCCGGAAAAAUGGACAUCAUCGUUAUUGAUCAAUUUUCUCCCAGAUACAGGUGCUGACCUAGACGCCAUCCCAGAAUCCCUCUACAAGCGGAAGUUAAGCAAGGUGGCGCUGCAAAAAGGUGUACAACCAGUUACAGCAGUUGGGAGCCCGAUUAUCAGCAUUGGCGUGUUUAGUGCGGUUAUUGUGUGGACGACACGUGACAAAGUGUCCCGAUCAGUAAACACCGCCGUUCACGUGUUGCGCGAAUUGAAGCAGCCAGUGUUGUCCAAAAGGAGCCAACAGACGUUGGGAAUGCUUCCAGCCGCCUAUCCGCACGCAUACGUUGGAAUGGUGGCGAGCACGCCACCUACUGACAAACAACGACAUGCCGAUCUCAAAACUCUCAUGAACGUAUGCCCGCGGAUUUUUGACGGAACCUGCCACCAGAUGUCGGGACCACCAUGCCAUUUCCAGUUGAUGGAGAACUCGCAGCCUGUGGCAAUGAGGGGCUCUCGCCCAAUAUCCGUCCCUUUGCUGCCAAGAGUUAAGGCAGAGUUGGACAAUCUCGAAUCUGCUAACAUCAUCCGAAGAGUGGCAGUGCGCACCAUUCCGCCCGGAAUGAAAUUUUUCACAGUCAUUGAUGCGCUGAAAGGGUAUCAUCAGGUACCGCUAGAUGACGAAUCGAUCGACCUGACAACAUUUUCUACUCCCUUCGGGCGAUAUCAGUACCUUCGUCUUCCGUUCGGCGUCUCGCAUGCAGGUGACGACUACUGCCGUCGAGUGUCGGAAGUGUUUGAUGAUCUCCUGAAUUGUCGACGCAUCGUUGAAGAUAUUCUCGUAUACUCCGCAACGUACGAUGAGCACAUCGAAGCGGUACGAAAAUUAUUCCAUCGAGCAGCAGCUCACAACGUGGCCAUCAACACCACCAAAAUAGUUUUCGCCCAGCCCGCUGUUACUUUUGGCGGUUACGUCGUCGAUGCUGACGGUUUUCGCCCGGAUCCAGAGCUCACCCGAGCUAUCCGCGAGUUUCCAACACCCGGCUCGAUUACAGACGUCCGUUCAUUUUUUGGACUUUGCCAGCAAGUUGGCAAUUUUUCUGACCAGCUGGCCGCUGCAUUAGAUCCAUUACCCCCACUGCUCAAAACUGGCUACACAUGUGCUGAAACACGUUAUGCCAUGAUCGAACUCGAGUGUUUAAGUGCGGCAUGGGCUAUGAAUAAGUGUCGUCAGUUUCUUGAAGGACUUCCUUCGUUGGAAUUAGUGACGGACCACAAACCAUUAGUGCCCAUUCUGAACAGUUACGCUCUAGACAAACUAGACAACCCCCGUUUGCUUCGUUUACGCCUUAAGAUGCAGCGCUACUCAUUUAUUGCUCGUUGGGUGCCCGGAAAACAAAACUCCGAUGCUGAUGCCCUCUCUCGAGCGCCGGUCGAUAAAGCAACCACUAGUGAUGAACUGGGUGAAGGUUUGCCAUCUUUUCAGGGAAAAAUUGCUCUGAUGAGUCUUUCCGGCAAUCAGCUAUCACAAACUGAUCCGAAUCUCGACCCAGUGUUAGAAAAGAUUAAGUGUGCUGCAGCCAUCGAUCCGGUUAUGGUAAAACUGAGAAAUCAAAUCAUCUCAGGUUUUCCAAACGACAAAUGUAAUUUAGACAGUGACUUGCGUCCCUUUUGGAGUGUAAAAGAAAGUUUAGCAAUCGAUGACUCAGAUGACAUGAUUGUAAUGGGACCUCGUGUCGUUAUUCCGCAUUCUAUUCGUGCAAACAUCCUGCGUGAUUUAGUGCAGAUGCACCAAGGUGCAACAAAAACACGUCAACGAGCCCGUUUAUCGGUAUACUGGCCGAACAUUGAUAAUGACAUUGUGAACGCCACCAGAAAUUGUAAAACGUGUACAAAACAUCUACCUUCACAGCAACCAGAGCCGUUUCGAGUCCGUCCACCAGCAACGCGUCCGUUUGAACAAAUCCAUGCGGAUCUAGGCGAAGUGAAUGGCCGCCAUUUUUUAGUGAUGGUGGAUUCAUUCAGUGGUUGGCCUCAUGUGGUUGCAUUUCGUGACAGAAAAACAACAGCACGCAAUGUCAUUGGCCAUAUCCGUAAUUUUUUUUCUAGCGUAGGAGCUCCAGUCACCUUUUGGUCCGACAACGGGCCGCAGUUUGGUGCAGCAGAGUUCCAGCGUUUUCUCACGGAUUGGGGGAUUACUUCCCUCAUGUCUUCACCAUAUUAUGCUCAAUCCAAUGGCCGGGCUGAAGCAGAAAUCGACUCAAUGAAGACGCUCAUCCGUGGAUCAUGGACAGCUGGCGCAUUUAACGAAGAGAAAUUCGCCAAAAGUAUCCUGCUUUUCCGAAACGCGCCGCGAUCUGAGCAAGUCCAGCACAGUUGA
Daphnia magna is the source of this 3261-nucleotide messenger RNA. RefSeq lists its product as uncharacterized. The transcript is spliced from 3 exons. Lineage: Eukaryota; Metazoa; Arthropoda; Branchiopoda; Diplostraca; Daphniidae. Gene Ontology annotation, molecular function: nucleic acid binding. The coding region runs from base 1 to 3261 and encodes 1086 amino acids. Gene Ontology annotation, biological process: DNA integration. The record is from RefSeq and is a predicted model, not a curated record.